AUGUUUGCUGAUCUACUACUACUCGCUUUCUUUGAUUCUCAGAUGAUUUCUUGUUUUCAGAAGCCGAUCGUGGAAACCCUCCCUGGCAAGACAAACACACUCGAGGUUGAGAGCUAUGACGCCAUGGACAUUACAAAGGCAAAAAUUCAGAACCAGGAAAGGUUGAUCUUGGCCGAAAGUGGCGACACCUCGAUUAUGCGUAUCUCCAUCAAGAAAUUGACAAACGAACGCUUCAACCUCGCUGUCGAAAGAUCAGACACUGUUGAUGAUGUCAAGAAGAUGAUCUGA
Messenger RNA from Eutrema salsugineum, 288 nucleotides. RefSeq names its product polyubiquitin 11-like. Gene Ontology annotation, biological process: protein ubiquitination; modification-dependent protein catabolic process. NCBI's taxonomy places the organism in Eukaryota, Viridiplantae, Streptophyta, Magnoliopsida, Brassicales, Brassicaceae. Gene Ontology annotation, cellular component: cytoplasm; nucleus. The record is from RefSeq and is a predicted model, not a curated record. The transcript has a single exon. Bases 1 to 288 code for a protein of 95 amino acids. Gene Ontology annotation, molecular function: ubiquitin protein ligase binding; protein tag activity.